AUGAGGUGGUUAAACGUGCCGGCGGCUGAGCUCGAUGAGUAUCCUGCGGUGUCGUCAACAGCAGGUUGCUUUGACCUUGUGCUGACAACACCAACAACGAUGAAAGCAACAGAAACACCUAGCAACAACUUCACACAUUCUGAAAAUUUCAUACCUAGAAGUAGCGAAUGUGUCUACGCUAAAAGUGGUCACACUGUUCAAUGUUUGGAAGAGAAAACAGAUUCGGCCGAGUUUGAGCGUAAUCGUCCUGCAGCUGGAGCUCUUCUUCCUCAUUCUGGUCACUCUUGCCUUGCUCGGAAACACGAGGGGAGGAUUACUGUGUUGCGUCAUCGUGUAGCUCGAUCGUCCUGCGUUUGUGCUUCUGUUACCACUCCUGCUGUUUCUGAAGUGACGAGGACGUCAGACAUGAUGAUGACCAACGCAGCUGACGAACUGGCCUCAUCGCUUCGUUGUGCCGAGUUCCUGGCCGAUUCGCCGAGCACAUCUACGUUAAUGCACCAUCAGCCAACGACUGUUGGUCGCAUCACUAAUGUACAGUACGCUCAUCAUCAGGAACAUCGUCGGCGUUCUGGACGAAUGGUGCUCCAACCUGUGAACCAAAGGAAGCUGAGUCAUGGACAGCCAACAGUUAUAUCUCGCAAACGGCCACCUACAGUCGAUGUUCGCCUAAACACAGCACAGCACCCUUCCGUUCCAAGUUGCCACGAUCGUUCCAUCCAUCUCGAUGAGCGAGUUUUGGAGAAUCUACUAAUUGCUGAGGAAAAUCUCAAGACAAAUCAUCUCUACUUCACGGCAGUCCAAGAGCAUAUCGAACCGAUUCACCGUGAACAAGCUGUGGAAUGGAUAUACGAUGUGGCGAAGGAGGAGAAGUGUGAUGCGGAUGUAUUUCCGUUGGCGGUUUCCCUCAUUGAUCGCUUCCUUUCUCUGCAGAACAUAUUCCGACAGGAUAUCCAAGUCUUGGCUGGCGUGUGCUUAUUUAUUGCAAGCAAGGUUAAGGCACCGCAACCAAUGAAUGCCGCUCGCGUAUCGUACUACACCGCGGACAGCGUUAAAGUUCAUGAUGUUCUGAGCUGGGAACUAUUAGUUUUGUCGCAUCUGAACUGGGAGAUCAACUCACCGACAGGAUUCGACUUCUUCGAUCACCUCUCGGCUCGACUCCCAUCGCUGCACACGCUGCGACCUGCAUUUACCUCUGUUCUGCAUAGAAUUCAACGCUGUCAUAAACUCGCUACAUUGUUCCCGUCAAUUCAGUGCUGUCUGGCGUUGAUGUUCGCUGCUGAAAGAUAUGCUAACGCCAAAUUACGAACUGACACGGAGAACAUCAUUGGAAACACUUUCCAUUUGGAAAUGGAUUUGCUCCAUUCCUACAUAGCGAUGAUGGAACGAGUCGUUGGCGAACCUGGAGUGUGCUCCACUCGACAUGCCUCAGUGGUUGCUCCAACUGAAGCAGAGUUAUUGGCACAAUCACCAGGAGGUCCAUGCGGCGUGGGGACAUCUUCGCUUGGGACGCCGCACAAUGACUCUGGGUUUUGUUCUGGAGUGAGUUCACCAGAAUCGUUCGGCAAGAAAGAACACGAAUGCUCUCCGCCAAAGAUGGCAAGAAUUGCCUGA
Molecule: messenger RNA, 1611 nt
Organism: Necator americanus (New World hookworm)
Lineage: Eukaryota; Metazoa; Nematoda; Chromadorea; Rhabditida; Ancylostomatidae
Exons: 11
Coding region: 1-1611 (536 amino acids)
Biological process (GO): regulation of cyclin-dependent protein serine/threonine kinase activity; mitotic cell cycle phase transition
Cellular component (GO): nucleus; cyclin-dependent protein kinase holoenzyme complex; cytoplasm
Molecular function (GO): cyclin-dependent protein serine/threonine kinase regulator activity
Source: RefSeq, a predicted model, not a curated record